Hippoglossus stenolepis (Pacific halibut) is the source of this 2503-nucleotide messenger RNA. RefSeq lists its product as uncharacterized. The transcript has a single exon. The record is from RefSeq and is a predicted model, not a curated record. The coding region runs from base 175 to 1080 and encodes 301 amino acids. NCBI's taxonomy places the organism in Eukaryota, Metazoa, Chordata, Actinopteri, Pleuronectiformes, Pleuronectidae.
GCCAAACUGAGGAGGGCGACAAUAAGCCAUCGUUCAGUCUGACGUGCCAAAAAAAUCAGACCACAGAAGAAGACGCAGUAUUUACGACUUUGUUUUGUUUCUAGCGGAGACCCCGAGUCCCCGGUGCUUCUUCUAAAAAACCCCGAGGCUGUCGGAGGCGACGCGGGGACACACAUGGGGAAGUCGCGGGAUUUAAGUGAGUUUGAGCGGGGCAUGAUCGUCGGGGCCCGCAGCGCCGGCUGCAGCAUCUCGGAGACCGUGAAGCGGCUCGGCUUCUCCAAGACCGCCGUGUCCCGGGUUUACCGGGAAUGGUGCGAGAAGCGGAAGACCUCCAGCCACCGGGGGUCCUGCGGGAGGAAACGCCUCGUCGACGAGAGCGGCGAGAAGAGGAUGGAGAGGGUGGUGGAGGCGAACAUCCAGGCGACGAGCGAGCAGAUCCAGACUCUGUACAACAGCAGCGCCCCGGAGAAGCCCAUCUCGCUCGCCACCACCCGCCGGACCCUCAAGCGGCUCGGGUACAGCCGCAAGACGCAGCGGCGGGACUCGCUCAUCGUGGCCGGUCUGGAGGCUCUGGCCGUGUACGCGUCCUGUCCACAGCUGGAGACCGAUAAGAACUUGGUGUGCAGGGUCCAGGGUGACCCGGACUCAAAGACCCAGUCCUCCACAGGUGUUGUGUUCAGGGACCAGGUGGACCCUGCCCCAAAGACCCUGUCCUCCACUGGGGUUGUGUUCAGGGACCAGGGUGACCCGGACCCAAAGACUCAUUCCUCCACAGGGUUUGUAUUCAGGGACCAGGGUGACCCGGCCCCAAAGACCCAGUCCUCCACAUGUGUUGUGUCAAGGGACCAGGGUGACCCGGACCCAAAGACCCAGUCCUCCACUGGGGUUGUGUUCAGGGACCAGGGUGACCCUGCCCCAAAGACCCAGUCCUCCACAGGUGUUGUGUUCAGGGACCAGGAUCACCCACAUUCAAAGACCAAGUCCUCCACAGGUGUUGUGUUCAGGGACCAGAAUGAGCAACACUCAAAGACCCAGUCCUCCACAGAUGUUGUGUGCAAUGAUGAGAAUGACCCAGAAUGAAACGAUUGAGUCCCCUAACAAACUCUGACUGUAGCAUGGAGACUCAACCUGGACUGUUGAUGUAGUAAAAGAAGUGUAUACCUUUUUCAGAGAUUACAUAAUAAAUCAGCUUUCUGCGUGCAUUUCUAUGUGAACAGAGUAAUCUGUGCAUACUGAGCUAUGCAACACCAGAACAUGUAACAUUCACUCACUGAGCCCUGAGGUCAUGGAUCCACAAAAUUAUGCUCCAUGUUGACAUGACUGCAAUGCACCACAUAAUUUCUGCAGAUGUUCCAGCUGCACAUUCAUUCUGCCAAUUUCCUGUUCUACCAAAUCCCAGAGGUGUUAUACUAUAGAUUCACAUUUGGGUCAGGGGAGGUCACUGAAGUUCUCAGAAGUCACUGACAAUGUUUACAUGGACAUCAGUAUUCUGAUAUUGACCUUAUAACAUCGGAAUAAUGUAAACAGCAUUUUCUGAUGACCUUAACCCGAAUAAGGUCAUUCUCGGAAUUCAACAUCAUUGAAUUAAGACUUGGCGUAUUCAGACCGUAGCCGCAUUAUUCAGACGUGUACAUCGUGAUCACAUUAUAAUGUCUUAUUAGAUCUUUAACAGCAUUUUCAUAAGCCCAGUUUGAAAAAACUUUUGCUUUAUGCCAUGAUGUGUUAUUGUGCUGGAGGUAGAGGAUGGUUAAUUGGGGCCAUUUGAUCUGAGUAAAACUUUCCUCACACCAUUACACCAUCAGCAGCAGCCUGGAACAAUAAGACAAGGCAGGUCAGGUCCAUGGAUGAAUGCUUUUCAUGCCAAAUUAUCCAUACAUGUAGAAUUUUAACUUACUGGAUGUUUAUUUAUUUUUUCUGCAGUAUUCUGACUAAACUGCAGCAGAGACAUUUAUAUUUGAACAUUUCAGAAACUUUCAUUCCAAUCCUCGCGGUACCAACAAUUGAGCCACCAACAUCACAUUUUUUCUCUCCAUUCUGGUGUUUGAUGUGACCAUGAACUGAAGCUCCUGACUUGUAUUUGUAAGAAUGUAUGCAUUGCAUGACACCUUUCAAAGGGCUAUAACAACAUGAUUGACUGAGUGAUUGUAUUAAAAAGCAGGUGUGCAGGGGUUCCCAAUAAAUUGCUGAGUGAGUGCAUACAAGGUUAGGUUUCACAGUAGCAGAAACAUUAAAGUAAAAACUUGUGGACAUUUUAACAAAAUAACAACCAAUGUGCAUCCCGUAUGUAUAUGACAAAAUUAAGGUUUCCAUCUUCUUCUGUUGCCUUAACAUCUGCCUGUCUAUUUGUUAGGCCAUACUCAAAUAGGUCUGGGCAGACUCUAAAGAUUGUCUUGUAGUAACAAAAAUGUCUUUCUUUCUUUAUUUAAAUUUUAUGAAAUGUAUUAUACAAGGAAAAUAUUUGCCUAUUUCACUUCCUCACAAUAAAAAAAAAAAAAAUCUGUAA